Messenger RNA from Tarenaya hassleriana, 3279 nucleotides. RefSeq names its product pollen-specific leucine-rich repeat extensin-like protein 1. NCBI's taxonomy places the organism in Eukaryota, Viridiplantae, Streptophyta, Magnoliopsida, Brassicales, Cleomaceae. The record is from RefSeq and is a predicted model, not a curated record. Gene Ontology annotation, molecular function: protein binding. The annotation marks the transcript as partial. The transcript has a single exon.
UUCUAUUAAGCUUUGGCUUCUCCAAGGUUUUCACCAGAAACCAUUACCCACAGUACCGAGAACAAUGGAGAGGCCCUUAGGCUGUUUCCUUCUUGUUUUCUCCACGGUGGUUCUCACCGUUAUCGUCCCCUCCAUGGCCGCCCUCUCCGACGAGGAGGCCUCCUUUAUCGCUCGACGCCAGCUACUGGCAUUAGGCGAGAAUGGGGAUCUCCCCGAAGAUAUUGAGUACGAGGUCGACGAGAAUCUCACGUUCGCUAAUUCCCGCUUGAAGAGGGCUUACAUCGCUCUCCAGACGUGGAAGAAGGCGAUGUAUUCUGACCCUUUUAACACCACGGUUAACUGGGUCGGUCCUUACGUAUGUGCCUACACUGGGGUCUUCUGUGCAUCUGCACUUGAUGACGCUAGUAUCACCGUCGUGGCUGGGAUCGACCUCAAUCACGCGGAUAUAGCCGGGUACUUACCUCCCGAGCUAGGGUUGAUGACUGAUGUCGCGUUAUUUCACAUUAACUCCAACCGGUUCUGUGGGAUCAUCCCGAAGAGUCUCUCGAAAUUGACAUUGAUGUACGAAUUUGACAUCAGCAAUAAUCGUUUCGUCGGUCCGUUCCCAACUGUUACCCUCUCGUGGCCGGCUUUGAAGUAUCUAGACAUCAGAUACAAUGAUUUCGAAGGAAAAUUACCGGAAGAGGUAUUCGACAAGGAUCUCGACGCCAUUUUCUUGAACAACAACAGGUUUGAAUCGACAAUCCCUAAUACGAUUGGGAAAUCGACUGCGUCCGUCGUGACAUUCGCUCACAACAAGUUUAGUGGGUGCAUUCCAAAGACGAUCGGAAAGAUGAAGAAUCUAAACGAGAUCGUCUUCAUCGGGAACAAUCUCAGCGGUUGUUUCCCAUCCGAGAUAGGAUUAUUGAACAACGUCACAGUCUUCGAUGCGAGCAAUAAUGGAUUCUUCGGAAUUUUACCGUCGAGCUUGUCGGGUUUAGCAAACGUGGAACAGCUCGAUUUCUCAGGCAAUAAGCUCACAGGAUUUGUCGGCGAAAACAUCUGCAAGUUACCCAAAUUGGUCAACUUCACGUUUUCAUACAAUUUCUUCAACGGAGAAAGCCAGGCUUGUGUUCCGGGGACAAGCAACGAGAAAGUAUUCGAUGAUACAAGCAAUUGUUUACAAAAUAGACCGAAACAGAAAUCUGCUAAAGAAUGCUUACCGGUUUUGAGUCAUCCAGUGGAUUGCAGUAAAGACAAAUGUGCUGGUGGCGGUGGUGGUAGUGACGGUGGUGGUUCAGGUCAGAAGUCUGCGGUUAAUCCAUCGCCAAAGCCAUCUCCUUCCCAUCAACCGGAUCCACCAAAGAUGUCGAAGCCUGAGCCUGAAGUAAGUCCGCCGAAACCUGAACCAUCGAAAAUCAAAGAACCAUCACCCAAACCUAAGCCAUCUAAGCCAGAUGAGUCUUCGAAGCCAGAGCCGCCGACAUUGCCAAAACCUAAAAUACCUAAACCCGAACUUCCUAAACCCGAUGAGUCACCCAAACCUGAAAUUCCUAAGCUAGAAACACCAAAACUCGAGCCACCAAAAAUACCAAAACCCGAAACUCCUAAACCAGAAACAUCGAAACCCAAGCCAUCAAAAACACCAAAACCCGAAACUCCUAAGUCAGAAACACCAAAACCUGAGCCACCAAAAACACCAAAACCCGAAACUCCUAAACCAGAAACACCAAAACAUGAGCCACCAAAAACACCGGAACCCAAAACUCCUAAGCCAGAAACACCCAAAACCGAGCCACCAAAAGCACCCACACCUGAAACUCCCAAGCCAGAAACAUCAAACCCUAAGCCACCAAAGUUACCACAACCGCCUAAAUCAAAUGAGUCACCCAAGCCUGAGCCUCCAAAACCCGAAACUCCUAAGCUAGAACCACCUAAACCCGAGGACUCGCCACCAAAAUCACCACAACCGCCUAAAUAUGAGGAGUCACCCAAGCCCGAGCCCUCAAAAUCAACAAAACCUGAAACUCCAAAGCCAGAACCACCCAAACCCGAGGACUCUCCAAAGCCAAAACCUCCAAAACCAGUGGAAUCUCUUGAGCCAAAACCACCAAAACCUGGGGAUUCAGACUUGUCCAAGUCAGAGCCACCAAAACAAGAACAACCGCCAAAACCAGAGCCACCUAUGCGUGAAGGACCACCAAAGUCUAAGACACCACAACCGAUUUCCCCUCCGGAGGAGUCACCGAUACCUGAAGACCCAUAUGACGCUUCUCCCGUCAGAAAACGUCGUCCUCCCCCACCGCCAAGAGUAGAAACAAACUCCCCACCUCCUCAACUACCCCUGCAAUCUCCUCCUCCACCACCGACCCCCGUGUUUUCUCCACCGCCAACGGUUUACUCCCCACGACCUCCAGUUCACUCUCCUCCACCACCGCCAGUCUAUUCACCACCUCCACCAAUCCACUCACCACCACCUCCGCCAGUCUACUCUCCUCCUCCACUACCGGUUCACUCGCCGCCUCCUCUGAUCUACUCCCCACGACCGCCCGUCUACUCUCCCCCUUCACCAAUUUACUCACCGUCGCCAGCACCAAUAGCUGCGCAACCACCUUCAGUAGAAUCUCCAACACCAUCAUCAUCACCAGUUCAAGAACCAAUUCAAUCAUCGACACCAGUUCAAGCACCAUCUGUGUACUCGGCGUAUAACCAAGCACCGACCCCAUCGCCCGAAAUCUUUAAUGCCCCUGAACCUGUACCAGUUCAAGCUCCCACACCAGUUUCUGAACCAGUUCAGGCCUCCACACCAAGUUCUGAACCUGGACAAGCCCCUACACCAUCAUUUGAACAACAUCAGACUCCGACCCCACCAUCACCAACCACAUCUUCUCCAUCUUUGGCACCUGAUGCAAAUGCACCAACACCAGGAGCCAAUGAUGGUGGUUAUGAUGAUGACUUCAUACUCCCACCGAACAUUGGAUUCCAAUAUGCAUCGCCACCGCCACCGAUCUUCCCUGGCUAUUAAACCAAUAUAGUUUGCCCCUUCCACACGCAUGAGACCUAAAAAUUUUCCAGCUAACUGGUCUGUUACAAAAACAACAAAAAAAACAAGUAAAUGACAUUUAUAUUUGAGCAUUGUAAGUAGUUGAUGCUUAGAAGUAAAUUUGAACAUAUUUUCGUAAUGACAACAUAUAUAUAUGGGUAUUCUUUGUUCUAGUGUGAACCGUAUUCUUUGUGUUUCAUUUUUAUUUUGUAUUUCAGCCGCUUUUGAACUCACCUUUGUCUCAAAGUUCGUAUUUC